Ciona intestinalis (vase tunicate) is the source of this 5133-nucleotide messenger RNA. NCBI's taxonomy places the organism in Eukaryota, Metazoa, Chordata, Ascidiacea, Phlebobranchia, Cionidae. The record is from RefSeq and is a predicted model, not a curated record.
CCAACUCCAAAUCUAACCCAGGGUUCAGAGAGCUUUCAUAAACAUGGGCCGUGGUAGAAAUUAAUUGAAACAAAGAUGCCGUUCCUUGGUAAGAAGAUAUUUGAUGGGGGUGUGACGUCAUCAGGUGUGACGUCAUCGGGUGUGAUAUCAUCGGGUAUGACGAGAUCAGGUGUGACAUCACCAAAAGUGACAUCACCAGACGUGACAUCACCAGGCGCGACAUCACCAGAGGUUACACCACAAGAAGUGGCACCACAAGAAGUGACAUCACCAGACGUGACACCACCAGACGUUACACCACAAGAAGUGACAUCACCAGACGUGACAUCAUCAGGUGUGACAUCACCAGACGUGACAUCACCAGACGUGACAUCACCAGACGUGACAUCACCAGACGUGACAUCACCAGACGUGACAUCACCAGACGUGACAUCACCAGAUGUGACACCACCAGACGUUACACCACAAGAAGUGACAUCACCAGACGUGACAUCAUCAGGUGUGACAUCACCAGCAGUGACAUCACAAAAGAAGAAGUUCACCAUCCCGCACACUAAGGAGACUUUUGAUGAUGAAACCGAAUACAACGAACGAUUGAAACUUUAUGAGAAGAGAGUUUGGACUUGCCAGUGCACGGGUCAUAUCAACCUAACCCAUGAAAAUGCUAUGCUGUCUGAGGCUUCUUGUAGGGAAAGACUCCUCCAAACGUACGAUGAGGUGUGGAUGGAACCGGUGUUGAAGCUCGUCCAUCAUUCAUUCUUGCCACUAGAGAGCAUUGUUGCGCAAGCUUACAAUUUAUUGCUGACUAAUUACGUGCACGGAGAAACAGUGAAGUUCACUGCUAAACCUGGAGUAUCUUUUGACGCCAAAAUAGAGGAGCAACAUCUUGAAACCAACGAGGUUGAUUUGAAUAAAACUGAUGAAACCGAACCCUCCAUUUCACCCACUACGUCGGAUGUCACCCAUGUUAACAACGGGGAAACUCUGGCAGACAAACCUGUCACUGUAUCGCCAUCUAGUGACAAAGAAAAUAAGCGACAGUCGCUGAUAACGGACAUCUUUAAAACUGAUAUUCGUCGUUCCACCCGAUCACCAAGUGCGGUGGUUAGAAGCGGCGUCUCGUUGAAGAAAAGACCUAAAAUAAUCCCGGCUAAAUACAAUAUACUGCUGGUUGAAGAGAAUAAGAUUGUGAGCAAAGUUCCAAGCGAGCAUUUAUCGCGAACCAUGAAACCACCCAACCGCGAUAACAUUCGCUUGUUUAUUCGAUCAAGCGCGAUGCGUCCGAAUAAUUCUAAGAAGAAGAUCCCGUGGUUGGUCAGCGAGGAUUUGGUUUGUAAAUAUUCACUGCCAAGUCGAAUAACACCAGAGGAAGUCACGGAAUUAAUACAACUCUCCACCAUCACCACACAGCAAUAUUUCAACAAUGCUGAUCCUCUUUUAUCGAUUAACGGACAUAAUAAUUGCAAUGGUGACAUCAUAGAGGUGGAAGAAUUAGAGGAAUUCAAAUCGGAGAAAAAUAAAAAACGAAAAUCCGAGAAACUUAAUUUAAGUCCGAACAAAAAAGCUCGGAAGGAAACCAAAGAAGGGAAAUCCCCUCUUGACGUUUUUUUAAAGAAAGCGUCCAAGAUUGUAAAAGAAGAUAUCAUAAACGGGGAAAACUCGUUACAAAGGCACGGCUCAUCUAGAAAGAGCGCUUCACCUAAAAAGAAGAAGCAAGCCACAUUAUUGGAGUUAACGAAGAAAGGGAGCAUCAAGAUGAUGUCAUCCCGUGCUCCAACUAAACCAAGAUCAACGGGGAAAUCCAGGAAACCCCGGCAACCAUUGAUUAUUCUUCAACUGCUUUCAUUGAAGAAAGAAAAACGAUUCAGAGCUCAUAAAUAUAAGCUUACUGUAACCGCGGCAUGCAAGAUCCUGACAGAAAAGCAACGCGAGAAUUUACCCCUCGAAGUAAAAGAGGAUGUUUUAAAGAAAUGGGAAUUAUUUGAGUUCAAGCGAAAAUAUGACUCGUUGUCGAUUUCUGAAAGGAAAGCGUUUCUUGCCGAACGUAGAAAAGCCAAAAGGGGAUCGCUUGUGGAAGAAACGAACCAGAGCGAUAAGUUUGAAGACCAGCACUUGUCGAGAAUGGCAAGUUGUAGACAACUCCCCACUAUGGAGCUGGUAGAACUGCCUGAUUCACUCCCCAACACAUCGUUUGGUAACGUGGCCAUGAUCUGCGAGUUUAUUCAUUCAUAUCAUCACCUACUCGCACCAAAGGAACCAGCCUUUCAUAAACAAUUUAAUUUCAACAAUGUUAUUGAAGCUGUUACGAUGGGAAGGAAGGGGUAUUCCCUUACAAGUCGUAUAUUGGUUGUUUUGCUUCAAACAUUACUUGCUGAUGAUAUUGCCAAGGACUACAUGGAGCUGGGGUAUAGGUUGAACCAGGUCCAAGUCACCCCCACUAUUUGUUGCGAACUGAUGCGGAUUUGUCUUCGGCAAAACGACGACGAACUGGACGAGGAGAAAAGUGAUUCCAACUCCAACAUUGGGUCAUGUGACUCGGAACUCGCAGAUUCCACAUUCCGUCGCAUGUACGAACUUGAGUUGUACGACAUGGAACCACCGGAGCAGAUAGAUGUGUUAGCUGCCCUCACAUAUAGAGUGAUGAACACGUACGCUGUACAAAUACAUAUAGAAGACACUACGGAAAAAGCAACCACUAUUUAUAAGAAAGUUUUGCAGCAGAAGAAAGAAAAGAAAUUAUAUGAGGUUCCCAAGAAAAAGGAGUCAAAUGAAGAACCUUCCAUCGACCCAUAUUUUGUGAAGAAUCCGAUUAAAGCUGAAGAUGUGGAAGAUGAGGGGAUUGACCUUGUUAGUAGAGUAAAGAAGAGAAAGAUGUUGAGUGAGAAACACAGGAGGGAGGAGGAGGAGAGGAGGAGGAGGAUAAGAGAAGAGGAGGAAGUGAUCCUCCAGGAGCAGAGGAGUAAACAAGAGUCGGAGAGAGCAGAUCGCCAAUUGGAGGAAACGAGGACGCUCGCUCGUCAUCUGAGGAGGCGGCUUCCAUUGGGCACCGAUCGUAACCAUAGCAGGUACUGGUUGUUCUGCGAUGGUAUUCCAGGUUUCUAUGUUGAGAAGGGGUGGGUUAAUGAUAACAUUGAUUAUUCAACCCACGUCGACAUUAACACCGCCCCUGCUACACCUAAGAAAACUGGAGGUUCCCCAAGUAAAAGUCCGAAGAAGCGAAUGAAAGUCGAUCAUUCGUCCGAUGAUGACGUUCCUCUCGCUCAGAUGUCGCCGAGUAAGAAACCUCGGUUCCGUAAGUCCAAGGAAGAAGUGACGUGGCCUCACGUUGGAUUGAACCUAUGGCAUUCCAUCGACGACCAACAACAACUCGAUCAUUUGGUUUCAUCUUUGUGUAACAACGGGAUCCGCGAAUCAAGGCUCCUCAAAUCCAUAAGGAAGCAUUAUGAUGUCAUUGUUAAGUCAAUGGAGCGGAAGAAACAACUUCUCGAACCCAGUGAGGCCCCGUCUCGUCGCUCUGGUGCGCCCUCUGAUGGGGAGGAACUGCACCGCUCGUUUAUUAAGAAGAACAUGCGUUCGAUGAUCCAUGACGCUUGUCGUGGCGGGCUGGCGACCGUCACCGAGCCCGAGGUGUUGGAACAACGGGUCGAGGUCGCCGAGACUGUGCAAGAGUUUGCUCUCUUGUUGCUCGAGUUCCACGAACAUAUAUUGCCCAAUUGUUUCAAACCUUACUUGGCCGUGAACUCGGAAACAGCAUCGGACCGAGAACGGGCGAAAGCAGCGAAGCGUUUAUUAAAAUGGCGGCAAGCAGUUGAAGAAGUUUCUUUAUUUUCAAGAUUCACGUUGUUGUUUACUUUCCUCAAUACUUCUAUUAAAUGGGAAAUGUACCAUUAUCAACGCAUUUCUCGUCGAAGAGUUACCCGUAAUCGAAAUUACGCCGACAUUAACAAUGGAGUUAUUGAAGAGGAAGAAAGUGAGGAGGAGGAUGAAACAAUAGAAUCUGAGGAGGAAAUGAACCAACGACGAUCGAGUCGACUUCGACAACGAAAAGGAACCAAGAAAGUUGUUGAAGAAGUUCGUGAGCGCCGAGUCAGACGGAAACCUCGAUACAUGGAGGAGUAUGAUGAUGAUGAUGACGUGGAAGAGCAAGAGCAAGAGGAGGAGGAAGAGGAGGAGGAGGAGAUGGAGGAGGGAAGUGAAGAGGAGGGUGGGAGUGAGAGUGGGGAGGAGGAGGAAGAGGAGGAGGAGGAGGGGUUGGUCUGCAAGAGGAUAAUCGAGAAAUUGAUCGGAUAUCAAUAUUCAGAGUUGUUUAGACACCCGGUCGACGUCACCAUCGUGCCCGAUUAUUACGACAUCGUCACGCGACCAAUUUCCCUCUACGAGAUCGUGGGAAAGAUUGACGGAACGAACCCUGACGUGGGACUCCCUUUCCCGAGGUCUACACGAAGAAGUUCUCACAAUAACUAUACAUAUGAACUACUGAUGGAUGAUAUGAAACUAUUAGUUGAUAAUGCUGCGUUGUAUAACUCUCCUGACUCUUACACGAUGAAACAGGCACGAAGGUUGGAACUAUCAUUUGUAAGAUUGUGUAAAGAGAAUUUCGAUACCGAUGAAUUGGUCACCAGACUUAACAGUUUGUUUAAACGAAAAUAGAAAUCUUAUAUUUCACAUUGAAAUCUUAUUUUUCGCAUAAAAAUAUUUUUUUUGCAUCAGGCAAAAUUUUAGUUCGAAAAAAGUUAUGAAUUUUCUCUCGAUUUUAUGUUUUGGGGAUUUUCCCCAAACCAGGAUCAUAACAUAGACAUCUUGCACCAAACGUUGUAAAUAUAUUUUGACUUCUAGGCAAUUUGUCGCCCAUGUGUAUAUAGUAUGUUGGGGUAAGAUGGGAUACGUUUUCAUUAUUUUUUAUCGUCCCAUUUGGUGAAACCGCACCUUUUCGCUUCUAGUAGAGCGUUGUUAAUUGUUUAAAACAUGAUUAACAAAUAUUGCAUAUUACGUGAAAACCAUCUUACCCCAACCUACUACAUUACUGGGUCAUGCGUGGAAAUGGUAUAUCUAUGAUUUUUCUCAAAUAUUGGAUUUGGACCAAACUGCCAAUAUUACCUAUGGCGCAUUUUUAAUAAACAUCAAGCAAAAAAA